Acanthoscelides obtectus is the source of this 1696-nucleotide messenger RNA. The record is from the annotation of a GenBank genome assembly. NCBI's taxonomy places the organism in Eukaryota, Metazoa, Arthropoda, Insecta, Coleoptera, Chrysomelidae.
GGAUUAGCAAGCGCGCACACUCAUUUAGGGUUAGGAUGCAUAGAACGCUGAACGCAACAAGCAGCAUAGUGAGUGCAUUAGUUUUCAAACUCUAAAAAUGAGUAGCCGAUCUAAAAAAAUUGUAGAAUUGGCCCUUCAGACGGAGGAGCAUACAGAUGAUGAAAGCGAUUCGGAUCCUUUCAGUGCAGUUGAUUCCGAUUUGGAUCCUAUGUUUCUGCCAUCUAGUAAUGACGAACUAUCUGAUAGCUCUGACAUAUCUCUUACGGAAAUAAUAGGACAGAAAAAGAAAUUUACAAAAACGACAGGGGAAAGACCAGAACAAGUAUACAAUUUUGAGAAUCAACCGUGCUGUUCAAAAUCACUUCCAGUGGCCGAAUUUCAAGAAGCUGGGGUACAAAAUGAAGACGGGACACAUAAUCUCAAUGUUUCAUCGACUGAAACUGGAGACAAUCUUGAAAACGUGUUAGAUGAGGAAGAAGCUGCUGACCAGAAUGAACACACUUGGAGAGAGCCUGUGGGCAAUCACCAAGUGUUUGAUUAUUCUGCCGAAAGCGGUUUACACGCAGGUUAUGCUGCAGUUCUUAUCAACAAUUUAUCUCCAUACAGCUGCUUUCGUUAUUUUGUCGAUGAUGAAAUCAUAAAUGAAAUGGUAAAUCAGACCAAUCUAUAUGCAACCCAAGUUUUGUUCGAAGCUGAGGAUGUGAGUAGAGAAUCAAGGUUACAUCGUUGGGUUCCAACCGAUAAAGGCCGUCUCCUAUUCAAACAAUACAUUCCAAACAAGACGCAUAAAUAUGGCGUGAAAUUGUUCAAACUGUGUAGCGAUAAUGGAUACACAUGGAAUAUAAGAAUAUAUGCUGGCAAAGAAAAACAAGAGAGAGAUGCGUCUGUGGGAACAAAUAUUGUGCUUAAGUUGUCACAAGACUUACUUGAUACAGGUAGAACUAUUGUUGCCGAUAAUUACUACACCAGUCUCGAGCUAGCGAAUAUACUUCUUGACCAUAAGACACAUUAUAUUGGUACACUAAGAGCAAAUCGGCGAGGCAAUCCAAAAGAAGUUAUUCUGAAAAAACUAAAGAAAGGCGAAAUUUUUGGGCUAGAAAAUGGCAGAGGUGUGUGUGUGCUGAAGUGGAAGGACAAGAGAGAUGUCCUUCUAUCCACUAAGCAUACCACCGAAACCGUAGAUGUUCAACGACGUACUGGUAUUGUCAAAAAGCCACGAGCAGUGAUGGAAUACAAUGAAGCCAAGUCGUCGAUUGACCAAUCUGACCAGAUGGCAAGCUACCAUUCACCUGUAAGGAAGUCUCUAAAGUGGUAUCGAAAACUUGCCAUUGAGUUCCUCUUGGGCACAGCGCUUGUAAAUGCACACAUAGUUUAUAAUCUGCUAGCAAACAAAAAAUUGAAGAUUCCAGAAUUUAGAGAAGAAGUAAUUAGGUCUCUUUUUACGGAUCACGGCGAUGCAGGGGAACUUGAUGUACGUCAGGAAAAAAUAACCAAGAAGACAGCCAAAAUCCAUACAUUGUGCAGGAAAGAAGGUCAAUUUGACAAAGUGAGAAAGUACUGUAAAGGGUGUUAUGCCAAGAAAUUGCGAGGAGAAAUAACUAAAAACUGCGUGAAGAAAGUUGUAACUUUCUGUGGAGUGUGUGACGAUCAGCCACAUUUUUGUCUGAACUGUUUCAAUACCACUCAUGCAAAGUAA